AAGACUUAAAAAAUUGAAGGAAAAUCAUCCCUGUGUACGGAGUACAGAAAUUUCUCAAAAUCUCAGAUCUAAGCUGUUCAAGAAUCCAAUUCCUUUUGAUGAAGUCAAUCACCUGAAAAUCUUCAAGCGUCGAAAUUUAGCGAACUUUGAGCACUUAUAAGCCAUGGUAAAGGACACUGAAUACUAUGAUAUCUUGGGGGUCAGCAUAGAUGCCACUCCUGCAGAUAUCAAGAAAGCUUACUACAUCAAGGCAAGGGUAGUACACCCAGAUAAAAACCAUGGGGAUCCGCAAGCUGCUCAAAAGUUUCAGGUGCUUGGAGAGGCAUAUCAGGUCCUGAGUGAUCCAAACAAGCGUGAAACCUAUGACAAAUAUGGGAAAGAGGGUGUUCAGCAGGAAACAAUGGUCGACCCUGCAGCAGUUUUUGGAAUGCUAUUUGGGAGUGAUAUCUUUGAAGAUUAUGUAGGGCAACUUUUAUUGGCUUCUUUGUCAGUUGUUGAAGUUGAAGAGGAAUCUACUACUCCUGAGAAUCGUAAUAAGAAUGUUCAGGAAAAAUUAAAGGCUUUACAGAAGGAAAGAGAAGAGAAGCUUGUAGCAAACUUGAAGAAUCAUCUUCAACCAUAUGUCGAAGGUCGUGUCGACGAAUUUUUAAGUUGGGCCAAAUCAGAAGCAAGCCGUCUUUCAGAAGCUGCGUUUGGGGAGGCUAUGCUUCAUACUAUUGGUUAUAUCUACACAAGGCAAGCUGCUAAAGAAAUAGGGAAGGACAUACGUUUCAUGAAGAUGCCGUUUUUAGCUGAAUGGGUACGAGAUAAAGGCCACCGCAUAAAGUCCCAAGUUGGUGCUGCUUCAGGUGCCAUCUCUUUGCUUCAAAUACAAGAGGAGAUGAAGAGGUCGGCUGAGGGAGAGAGUAAUGAAGAAAGUGUGAUCAAGGCUCUGGAGGAGAAGAAAGAUGUGAUGCUUAAUUCCCUCUGGCAGAUUAAUGUUGUUGAUAUUGAAACUACCUUGUCCCACGUUUGUCAAGCAGUCCUUAGAGAUUCGAGUGCUACAAAGGAUGUUCUCAAGAUGCGCGCCAAGGCAAUGAAGAAGUUGGGAACAAUUUUUCAAGGUGCAAAGGCAAAUUAUUCAAGAGAAAGCAGCUUGCGCCAUGAAAGCACCAAAGUCGUCCUAGAUAGCCGAGGUGGCUCAUCAUCUACAAAGUGAGCUAGGGUAAUCUUCUUUCAAUUCAUAUUGUGUUAAUAUUUGGUUGUGGGCUAAUGGCACAUGCGAGCUUGGUGCACAUAGCUGUUUAAAUGGUUCAUAUAUUGUUUUGUAUGCAUGCGCACGUACUAUUGGUGGUGAUUCAUUGUUUUUUUCGCGAUGUAGCUGUGGUCUAUAUG
This is a messenger RNA of Cuscuta campestris, 1374 nucleotides long. NCBI's taxonomy places the organism in Eukaryota, Viridiplantae, Streptophyta, Magnoliopsida, Solanales, Convolvulaceae. The record is from the annotation of a GenBank genome assembly.